Messenger RNA from Mastomys coucha (southern multimammate mouse), 3943 nucleotides. It is a transcript of the gene Rtn3, whose product is annotated as reticulon 3. The record is from RefSeq and is a predicted model, not a curated record. NCBI's taxonomy places the organism in Eukaryota, Metazoa, Chordata, Mammalia, Rodentia, Muridae. Gene Ontology annotation, biological process: brain development; endoplasmic reticulum tubular network formation; neuron differentiation. The transcript is spliced from 8 exons. Bases 173 to 3049 code for a protein of 958 amino acids. Gene Ontology annotation, cellular component: postsynaptic density; neuron projection.
ACCUCCUCUCCCUGCGGAGCACGGCUGAGUCAGUCAGUCUGUCGGAGCCAGUCUUCCGAGCAGGCUACGCCGGGCACCUCGGAGAGCCAGCAGCUGGAUUCUUCUGUGUCCCCUCCCACUCUUCCCGCCCUACGUCUCUCUUCACCCUUCUCCCGCCCUUGCUCGUGCAGCCAUGGCGGAGUCGUCAGCGGCCACUCAGUCCCCGUCAGUCUCCUCGUCGUCCUCCGGGGCCGAGCCGUCAGCGCUCGGCGGCGGCGGCGGGAGCCCUGGAGCCUGCCCCGCCCUGGGGGCGAAGAGCUGCGGCUCCUCGUGUGCGGCAGGAUUGAGCUCUCUUUGCUCUGAUGAGCCACCUUCAAAAAUUAUGGCUUCCUCCUUUCUUUCAUCUUCUGAAAUACAUAACUCUGACCUCACAACACUGCUUGGAGAAAAAAGCGAAACAUUAGACAGCCAGCUUGUUCUAGCUAAAGAAGGAAAAGACCCCUUGGUUCUUCUAGAUAAGAAAAAUCUGGACUCACCUCAGGGGACCAACAAGGACAGAGUAGACACUCUGGUUUCUCUUGCAGCCGGCAUUCCUUGCAGCCACCCUUCUAUUCCAGACAGUUUCCCAGAGCAACCUGCUUUUCUGUCAAAAGAAACUGGUCCAGCAGAAGAGUGGAUAGUUAAAGACCAAGAACCCAAGAACCCAAACAAGGUUCCAAAUGGAGAGGACAGAAGUACACUGGAUCUUGGGCAGUCUAAGGCAGAACACAUUUGUACAUAUUCCUUGUCCCCGUCUGAACUUUCAGUAGCCAGUGUAGAAAAAGAUUCUCCUGAGUCACCAUUUGAAGUAAUUAUUGACAAAGCAACAUUUGACAGAGAAUUUAAAGAUUUGUAUAAGGAAAGCCCAAAUGAUUUGGGUGGCUGGGCAGCUCAGGGUGAUAGAGAAUCCCCUGCAGACUUGUUGGAAAUGAAUGACAAAGUGUUUCCACUGAGAAACAAAGAGGCAGGGCGUUACCCAUCCUCUGCACUGCUCAGUAGACAGUUCUCACAUACUACAGCAGCACUGGAAGAGGUGUCUAGAUGUGUGAAUGAUAUGCAUAACUUUACUAAUGAAAUAAUGACUUGGGACUUAGAUCCCCAAGCAAAACAACAGGCCAAUAAAUCAUCUUGCACCACAGAAAGUACAGGACUAGACAGGAGUGAACAUCGCUCAGAAAUUCCAAUUAUAAAUCUUAAAACAAACCCUCAGCAGAAAAUGCCUGUAUGUUCUUUUAAUGGGAGCACUCCCAUUACCAAAUCCACAGGUGACUGGACAGAAGCAUUUACAGAAGGAAAACCUGUAAGAGACUACCUCAGUUCCACAAAAGAAGCUGGUAGCAAAGGUGAGCCAGGCAGUUCUCAGCUUUAUUCAGAGCUGCCUGGCUCUGUGCAUGAAAAAUGGGUCUCAGGCUCUGGAGCAGCUACAGUGGAAGUGACUUUACCUAACCUGAGGGGUGCCUGGCCUAACUCUGUGCUGGGGGAAGUCACAGAGGUUGACAGUUCUGGGGAAUCUGAUGACACAGUAAUAGAGGACAUCACAGAAAAUCUCUCAGUUAAGAACAUCAAAGUUUUGCCAGAAAAACCUGACUCCCUUUCAAGUGCUGCUGCAAAAACAAGUGAAAGGGAGAUCAAAGAGACUCCCAGUCUUGAAACUGUGAGGAGUGAAAUGUGUGAAAACUCUGAGCAGCAGCAGCCCCAGCCAGAAACUCCUACUCAGAAGAGUCUGGAAGGUGAGGUAUCUUCACAAGUACCUGAUAACCUGAAUGAAGUUACACCUGAAAAGCUUGCUAUGACUAACAACCCCAAAGUUUGCUCAGCAGCACCUCCAAGUGUUCUCAGUGAGACAGGAUUCUCACUAACUGUGCCAGCUUCUGCCAAAUUGGAAUCUUUACUUGGACAAUAUGUUGAAGAGACAGAUGGUUCCUCCCCAGAGGACUUGAUGGCUGUCCUUACAGGAGCCAAGGAGAAGGGGAUAGUGGAUAAAGAGGAAGGCAAUGUUUUGGAAACAGUGUUAGAGAAGAUAGCAGACUUUAAGAACAAUUUGCCUGUGGAACUCUUGCAUGAAAGUGAGCAGAGUGGUUCUGAAACCAAAAAUACUAAAAGCAAAUACAGUGAAAACAGCAGAGAAACAAAUGGAGGCGCCCCCAUGGUGUCUCCAGACUUAGAGCAGGAGCAGCUCACCAUCAGAGCCAUUAAGGAACUAGGGGAAAGGCAAGCUGAGCAGAUGCAGGAUGAUGGAAUGUCUCCUGGAGAAAAACUCAAGCAAGCCUUUGCUCCACAGUCUGGGCCACAGAGUUCAUCUGACAUCCUAGAACACACAGAUAGCAAAUCUGGAUCUGAUCGUGGAAUUCCUAAAAAGCCUCCUAUCAUCAAAGACACUAGACUAGAUUCUAUUUCCAGCCUUACCAAGACUGAAAUGGUUAACAAGCAUGUACUAGCAAGACUUCUCAGUGAUUUCCCAGUGCACGAUCUGAUUUUCUGGCGAGAUGUGAAGAAGACUGGGUUUGUCUUUGGCACCACACUGAUCAUGCUGCUGUCUCUGGCAGCUUUCAGUGUUAUCAGUGUGGUCUCUUACCUCAUCCUGGCUCUUCUCUCUGUCACCAUCAGCUUCAGAGUCUAUAAGUCUGUCAUUCAAGCUGUGCAGAAGUCAGAAGAAGGACAUCCAUUCAAGGCCUACUUGGAUGUGGACAUUACCCUGUCUUCAGAAGCUUUCCACAACUACAUGAAUGCUGCAAUGCUGCAUGUCAACAAGGCCCUCAAACUCAUUAUUCGUCUCUUUCUGGUAGAAGACUUGGUUGACUCCUUGAAGCUGGCUGUCUUCAUGUGGCUGAUGACCUACGUUGGUGCUGUUUUUAAUGGAAUUACCCUUCUGAUUCUCGCUGAGCUGCUUGUUUUCAGCGUACCAAUUGUCUAUGAAAAGUAUAAGACUCAGAUUGACCACUAUGUUGGGAUUGCCCGGGAUCAGACCAAGUCAAUUGUUGAAAAGAUCCAAGCAAAGCUUCCUGGAGUCGCCAAAAAAAAGGCAGAAUAAGCACGCGGAAGCCAUUAGUGCAACAGUUACUAAAACAUCAUUUAAUAGUUAUAACAUCGUCACUUGUACUAUGAAGGAACUUGCUCAGUGUCAGCUAGAGUUUGGUUCCAAGUUGUUCUUUUUAAUUUGGUGUUCUCUCCCCUCCUCUCCCUUUACCCUCAGUACCAAGCACAAGGUGUGUUAGACUGAAAAAAGAACUGAUCUCUUAGAACCCUAAAAAAUAAAGAUUGAAUCAGAUUAAUAGAAUUAAUCAGACCAUAGUGGUUGUGGAGCUUUUCAUGUACCAUAAAAGGGGAAAAAGAAAAGAGAAAUGUCUGUAGGGUCCUCUAUCCAGUUUCAAGGACUCGCAUACAGCUCCCAUUUAUAAUUGUGCCCUUAUUUUUAAGUUAGGAAAUAAUGAUUAAUUUAUGAAUAAAUAGUCUGGGGCAAGAGUGGGAUUUCUUCCAUUGGGCUUGUGUGGCCCUCCAGUCCCACCUUCCUGCCUUACACAUAAGCAGCUACUCUUUACUGCUCCUCUUCUUCCUUAAUGAAAGAACUGUUAGCUCUGAAUAACUUACAGGUAAUAGAGGUAAUUCCCUAUUCCCAGAAUGCCACCUGAGCAAUGGGGGUGCCGGGGGUUGGAUGGAGCAGCCAGCAGGAGGGCAGCAGCCACCCUCUCUGCUGCUCUUCCUAGGGAAGAAAGGGCUCUCCAGCUGGGAGGGCAGUGUCCAAGCCAUUGGUCUGGGAUACCAGUGUGAGGGUUGGUUUGAGAAAUCAUUCCAGAAUGUGCUUUUCCCUCUUUUCCCUGCCCACCUUACCUCAAGUUUAAUAAAUAUGGUUGUACUUUUAUUAUUAUGAAAUAAAUGUCUGUAACUGCUGUACACUGCUAUAAACUUCUUAAAGAAAAAUAAUCUG